GGAUAGCAGCGCUCCCGCGCAACGCGGCGUGGCCGCAGGCGCGCGGUGCAGGGCGCACAGGCGUGCAGAGCGCGCAGGCGCACACCCUGCGGAGCGUGAAGGCCCUGGGCAAGCCACGCGAGCUGGCGCCUUGGCUGAGCUGCGUCGGCCGGUGGCGGCGGCGAGGUGGGCGUGGGCACAUCAGGCGACGGCAGCAGCGGCGGCGCCGCGGCCGCCUGUCCGCCGGCGAUGGCGCGGCCAGAAGUGGCGGCGCGGAGGAUGGUGGGGGCAGCGGCGGUGGAGGAGGAGGCCCGGGGGGAUGCGGCAGCAUCUGCCCCGGGCAGCUCGGGCGGGGGGCGGUCCGCGGGGGACGGUCCACUCGAGCGGGCGAGGCAGCAACGGCGGCACCGAGGACCAGGGCGGCUUGGCGGCGGUGGCCGCGGGGCUCACAGGGGAGCGGCACCUUUGGAUGGCGGCGACGGCGGCGACGGACGCGCCGGGCUGUGUGCGACGCUGGGCUCGGUGUCGCGCCCAAUGCAUGGCAUCUCGGCCUGGCUAGGGCAGAUGUGGGCGGCCGUGGCGCGGCCGCAGACAGUGAUGGCGCGGCGGCGGCGGCGGUGGCGGCACCAACCCCACCCCGGCCGGCCAGGCCGCUACGCACAUGA
Molecule: messenger RNA, 644 nt
Organism: Monoraphidium neglectum
Lineage: Eukaryota; Viridiplantae; Chlorophyta; Chlorophyceae; Sphaeropleales; Selenastraceae
Exons: 1
Source: RefSeq, a predicted model, not a curated record